AUGGUAUCGCCCUCUUCCUCUCUGUCAAUUUCAACAACUCAUCGCCGACUUAGGAUUGGAUGCUUACAUAUACAUGGACACGAGUUAUCAAAUCUUGGAUUCGGUAAAGACAAAUUCACGGGCACAUACAAACCCGUUUGGUUGUACAACUCUUCAGAAAUAUGCCGAGAGAACGUUACUACAUGCGAAGUUUUUGACUUUACCACCAACGCUUGGAGGUAUGUUACUCCCGCUGCUCCUUGUCGUGUUGUUGGUUGCCCCGAUCCUGUGUUUGUAGAUGGCUCGCUUCAUUGGUUCACCGCUUGCAAAGAAACCAAAGUUGUAUCCUUCGAUCUUCACACUGAAGCCUUUCAUGUCAUUUGUAAAGCUCCCUUUGCCAAUGUAGAUCGUUUCAAGAUGGGCACCAAGACAUGGGACAAAUUCUGUUCUAUCGAUCUGGAGGUAACUUCUCGUUGGUUUGGUAAUCUACAUUGCGCGCUCCCUCCACUAACACUUUUCCAUGGGGAGGAGAAGAAGAAGAAGAAGAUGUUGUUACAUAAACGUGGGUUAAGUAAAACGCUGUUGGUACAUGAUCUCCAAACAGGAUCAUAUCAUGCUGCCUUCAUGCUGAAUCCAUCGUGA
Thlaspi arvense is the source of this 621-nucleotide messenger RNA. The record is from the annotation of a GenBank genome assembly. NCBI's taxonomy places the organism in Eukaryota, Viridiplantae, Streptophyta, Magnoliopsida, Brassicales, Brassicaceae.